GGUUGGUCCUCAGCUUCUUGUUCUUGGUAAAGCUCCUCAGCAGUUUGGUUUAUGUGUGUCACUGUUGCAACGAUUACUAGAGAAGUAUAAAUCUAUUGGAGACAUUACCAAGAGGAACACUCCAUCAUGGAAUAUUAAUUAUCGCUCACAAGCUGGCAUUUUAGAGUUACCUUCUAAGUUGUUUUACAAUUCAGAGCUGAAAGAUUGUGGUAGAGUACCAUACCACCUCAAGGCUCCUUAUCCUUAUGUUUUUAUAUGUUCCAGUUUUACUAAUGAUAUUCCAGUUGAUGCUCAGUGUUCUGUAGAGGCUGAUAGACUCCUUCAAGCAGUGCAGCUACACAGUGACAAGUUCAAAAGCUGGGAACUGAAUGAUACUUGCAUUAUGACUCCAAGUUUAAAACAGGCAAACCUUAUUAGAGAACAGAUAAGAACUAAAUUUAAGAAUUUGAAAGGUGUUAAUGUUAUCACAAGUUAUCAAAUGCAAGGGCAGGAAUAUCGUAUGCUUUUUAUGAGCACUGUCGAGAGUUUGGAAUUUAAUGGUAGACCAUUUGAUCCUUUGAAGAGCUUCUGUAGUCCAGCACUAUUUAAUACAGCAAUCACACGCUCUAAAAGUCUUGUAGUAGCUGUAGGUAAUCCUCUUGUACUGCUGUUGUCUGAAGCUACUAUGGAUAAUCCUAAAUGGUGCUGGAGAGAAUUCAUUUCAAGAUGCCUUCGAAAUGAAACAUUCAAAAGCACUCCUUCUGACUGUGCUCAUUUUAAACAAGUAGAAGCACAGUUUUUUCGCAUGCUGAAGUGUGAAAACCCAACUGAUUUAAUUAAAUUGUUUCAAAAUAAAGGCUACUCUGAAACUCAUUCUACAAAAGCUACUACACAUGUGCUUCCUAUCCCAUUAUCUACUCCUCUUUUACCUCAACGAUCCAUUCAACCAUCACGAUCACCAUCUAUGAAAGACCAAAGUCAAGUGUCUGCUUCUUUAAUAAAUAAAAUUUCUCCAGCAAGGAUGCAACAACCAUCUAAAGCUGCACAAGCACCUAUAAUUCAAUCUCUUGCACCAGGAAAGAAAAAUCAGUCUCCAGUAGCUAAAAAACAGCCAUCUUCACAUGGAAAUAGACCAGCCAAUAAUUCUUUGUCGCACAGUAUUCAAGCAAAGAAUUUAUCACCUCAGAAACAUUCUGGGCGACCACUGAACAAUUUACAAUCUAAGCAAAGUCCCCUGGGAAGUCAGCACUUACCUAUUAAAAGCACCCCACCUCAAAAACAGAAUGAAUCUCCAUGGAGACAACUUCCACCUGUUAAUGCAUUGUCAUUAAAAAGUACACAACAAUUCUCUCCAGACACUGCAGGAAACACGCCUGAGUAUUCUGAGCCAUGUAUGGGUUCUGCUCUUUCCGAUGAUAGCCAGAGAACAGCCAUGAAUAUCAAGGCUCCAUAUUUUCAGAAUAAUACAAAAGAUUUAAUAUUGAAAAAGUUUUUUGUGGAACAUAAUCACAGACCAUUUGAUAGAAAGCUUUUGACUUCUAGACUGACAAGACAAAACUAUAAAGAAAAGUUUUAUCAGCUUCUUUGCCGCGAAGAAGAAGAACAUGAUAGGCUUUUGAAAGAAAGAUGUGACGGAUUUUAUACUCUCUCUAUUGUGAAUGGCCAUAGAUUCCUUGAAGAGAUCCAGUCUAAUUAUAUGGUUUUUGGUCAAAUAGUUAGUAAAACAUUAGAUGCUGAUGCAAUAGCUUAUGCUCAUCAAGCAAGUGAAGGCAAAGUUAUAUUAGAUGUUUCUUCUGAAAUCAUACAGGCAGAUAUUGUACGUUCAAAAGAUAAAGAUGACAGGUGUUUGUUCUUAGGUUUUUCUAACUGCCUUGAUAUUAAGCAGCCAAUUCAAGUCUAUGUGACUUUUGUUUUGAAGUAUUCUUAUUUUGACCGUCUUCAUAAAGCUAUUGACAGGCUCUCAUCAUCUAUGAUAAAUCGUUUAGUACCAGUUGAUUGUAGCAAUUUCACAAUAUCUACUUUAAAGCCUACUCUUUCCAAUAGUUAUCCAGAUAUAAUUAGUUUAGAUUAUUCUCAAUGCAAAGCCCUAGAAACUAUAAUAAAGUGUGAGUCAAGUAAAGCACCAGCUCUAGUGAUUGGGUCAUUUGGUACGGGAAAAACACGUCUACUAGCUCGAGCUGCUUAUGAAAUAUUAGAGAAAUCAGAAAGAAAUAGGGUUUUAAUUUGUGCUCAUCAUCAGCAUUCUGCCGACAGUUUUAUAAUUGAUUAUUUUUCCAAGAUACGUAAUUGUAAGUGGUCUUCAGAUGUUGUUCGUUUGAUUCCCAGUAGUUCAUAUAACUUCAAGCUGACCCUUGAACAAUAUUAUCACACUUGGCAUAGACUUUCAAGGGAAAAGGAGAGAGAUGUUCGCUUAGUCGUUACAACAUUUUCAACUUCUCUUCAUCUUUAUUUAUAUGCCCGUGUUAAAAAGGGUUUUUUUACUCACAUUCUGUUAGAUGAAGGUGCUCAAACUCGAGAACCAGAAUCUAUUGCUCCUCUUUGCUUAGCUGAUGAUAAUACACAAAUUGUAAUUGCAGGAGACCACAAACAAGUUGGUCCCUCCCUCUUAGUUUUAGGAGAAACAGCAAUUCAAUAUGGUCUCAGUCAGUCGUUAUUGGAAAGAUUGCACCAUGCUUAUAAUAGUAAAGCUUUAGGUCGCCAAAUAAAUGUUUUUUCUCACUGUUCUACUCUUCUAACCAACUUCAGAUGCCAUCAUGCUAUACUGUCACUGCCUUCAUUUUUGUUUUAUGAUUCUGCAUUAAUGCUAGGAGCUGAAGCAGUUACUCAUCUUCAUCCACUUUCCAACUAUCCUCUUCAUUUUAUAUGUUCAGGACUUAGUAAUGAGAAAGAAGUACAUGAUAAUACUAAUGACUUUGAGGUGGAUUUAUUGCUGUCUAAAGUAAAGAAGUAUGUUGAUAGUUGGCCAAAAGAAUGGGGCUCAAGGAAUCUAUCUAAAGUGUGUGUGAUGACAACUACUGCUCAUCAGAAAUUUAGAGUCAUGAAUGCAAUUCGAAAAAAAACUUCACCAUUUAAGUGUCUGAAUCAAAUUGAAAUAAAAACAGUCUUUGAUAUUCAAGGUUGUGAGUAUGAGGCAAUUUUUCUUAGUACAGCAGAGCCUACUACAAGAGAAGGCAAAUCUAAAAAUCCAACCAAGACACCUUGCAGUCAAUAUGUAUUCAAUACUGCAUUAACACGUGCUAAAUCGCUUGUAGUGUGUGCUGGUAAUCCGUUUCUAUUGAUGACAAUAGAAGAAAGCAUGGGUAAUGAAUGCUCUUGUUGGAAAGAGUANCAUUAGAAGGUGUAUACUUUCUAAAACUUUUGUGCCCCUAACACUUCAAUGUACAAAUAGCGAUCAA
Molecule: messenger RNA, 3374 nt
Organism: Amphimedon queenslandica
Lineage: Eukaryota; Metazoa; Porifera; Demospongiae; Haplosclerida; Niphatidae
Product: probable helicase with zinc finger domain
Exons: 9
Coding region: 383-3313 (976 amino acids)
Biological process (GO): regulatory ncRNA-mediated post-transcriptional gene silencing
Cellular component (GO): P granule; cytosol
Molecular function (GO): helicase activity
Source: RefSeq, a predicted model, not a curated record